AUGAAAUGCACCCGCGUGAGGUCACGAUGAUGAUUGUUUACGUUAUGUACAACUGUGAACAAGUGUGUCGCUCUACACUAACCGUAUUAUCAGCUUCUACCUAAAUGUCUGUUAGGUAGCUUAUCUGGUGGUGUACUUCGUGUUCAAGAAUUGCAGAAUGGAUGCUCUCCUGGGUGAAAACAGUAUAACCUCCCUUAGCUCACUGGAUGUUCUAUCAGCUGAGAAAGAUGACAGCAGCAGUGAUACUGGAGCCAAGGAUGGAUCCAGUAAUAUUGCCAAAUGGAACCAAACCAGUAUAUUAGAAAGUAUGCUGAUGGAAGCUAAGAAUAAUGAAGAAACCAAAGAAGUGGACCAAGAUUUGAAAGAUCAAGAUGAGGAGUUGCGAGCAUUGGGUAUAUCUGUUGUUGACCAGCUCUCAUUGGAGCGUGAUGUUGAGGCUGCAGUGGAUAAAGCUGUUACAGUCCAUGCACGUAAACAAAGGAUGCAAAUGUUAAAAAAGGAAAUCCAGGAUGUCAAGAAAGAAAUCAAGCAAGGAGACUUAAAAGUCCACAUCCUUAGUGAAAGGCUUUCAGGAAUGAGACGGAGAGUUGUUGAUCCUCGUCAGUAUUUCAAUGUAGAGAAGGAAAUGAAAAGCAAAGAUGAGCAACUCAGAGUCCUGAAAAAUCGUGAGGAAUAUCUGAUGGAGAAAUUGUCAGCUGCAGAAAGCAAUGAGGCAGAGCUGGAUGACCUGGAGUUAGAAGAUGGAGAAAUUGUAGAGGAAGGGGAUGACACCUUACAGGAAGUUAAUAUAGAUGAAAAGAAAUCUCAGAUGUUCGGGAAUGAGAAAGAGAGACUUAUCCGUGAGGGGAAGAUGACCCCUUUUGGUACUGUCAUGUCUUCCACUUCAAGUAAAACUGUAUCUUUUGUACGGCCCAAUGUCACCCAGUCUGAAAAGCGAAAGAGUCAGGCUGCUGCUCAGAAGAAGAAGAGUGAGAAAGAAAGCCUUAUCAGCACUGGUGAAAUGACACCCUUUGGAAGUGUUGUCAGCACAACAAAGACUGUAAUAAAUAGUGACAGAGAGAAAAAGAAAACUGGAACUGCACUGACUGAUUUUGAGAAAUAUCUUCAAGACCAAAUUGAUCGUCAAAAGGAACAUAGUAAGACAAGUAAAGGUAUCAAACGCAAGAAGUCAUCUGGUGACCCAAAAUAUGGUAUACCAAAAAGAAAACAAAAGCCAAAAGAAUAUGUUGGUGAUAUUGGAUUUGACCAAGAUGGCAGGGAAGCAAGUGACGAAGAAGUUUCCCUCUCAGCCAUUAAAAGUAAUGUAAAAUCAAAUUAUGAAGCUAAGGUAUCAAAGGCUAAAAGUAGUGAUUUGAAAAAGAAGCCUCGAAGUAAAGACCCUAUAAAAAUGAAGGUCUUGCAUCCAAAACAGAAGAAAACUAAGAAAGUUAUCCUUGGCAGUGUUACAAGUGAACUUGAGGCAGACCAAUACAAAGAAGCUCCUCGGAGGGUGUUGUCAGAGAAGGUCAGUUUUGAGGGAGGCGAGUCAGAAAUAUCUCAUUCUGAAGAUGACAGUAAUUCUGAAUACAUCCCAUCUGAUAAGGAAAGUUCAGAUGAUGAUGGGAACUUGGGGGAGAAAAAGAGUAAAGUAAGAGAGAUUAUGGACAGACCAAAAAGGAAAAGAACAAAGAAAGUUGAGAUUGAUAAUGACUUUUCUCCUGAUGAAAUACCAAAGAGUAAAGGAAGGAGGUCAUUAAAAGAGCUUGAUGAUGGAAAUAUAGAUGAUUAUGUAGCAAGAAUAGAGAAUUGGAAGGAAGAAAGGUUAAAACAGAAACAUGCCAAAAUCCUCAGAGGUGAAGACUUGGAUUCUGAAGAGGAGGAAGAGGGUUAUGAGGAGUUUGAUGGAGGAUAUAAAAUACCUCUCACAAUUUGGAAUAAGUUAUAUAAGUAUCAACGUACUUGUGUCAAGUGGCUCUGGGAGCUGCACACUCAGGGUUGUGGAGGGAUUUUGGGUGAUGAAAUGGGCCUUGGAAAAACAAUUCAGGUGAUAUCUUUUCUUGUAGGCCUUUCUUAUUCUCGUUUGAAUGAACGUCAUCAGAGCUGGAAAGGCUUAGGUCCUGUGCUAAUUGUGUGUCCUGCUACUGUGCUUCAUCAGUGGGUUAAAGAAUUUCACAAAUGGUGGCCACCUUUCAGAGUUGCUAUUCUCCAUGAAUCCGGAUCUUUUAUUGGAAAGAGGUCAUCUCUGAUUUACAACAUUAAUAAAUAUGAUGGCAUACUUAUUACAUCAUAUUCUGGUGUUUCCAAUCAGAUAGAAACACUGGUGCAAUAUAAAUGGCAUUAUAUAAUUCUUGAUGAAGGGCACAAGAUUCGGAAUCCGGAGGCACAGAUUACAGUUGCUUUGAAGAGGUUUCAGACUCAACAUAGACUUAUUCUCUCAGGGUCACCAAUCCAGAACAGCUUGAAAGAGUUAUGGUCGUUGUUUGACUUUGUGUUUCCUGGGAAACUUGGCACACUGCCAGUGUUUCUUGCAGAAUUUGCAGUUCCUAUUACUCAGGGAGGAUAUGCUAAUGCUUCCAAAUUAGAGGUCCAAACAGCAUUUAAAUGUGCAUCUGUUUUACGAGAUACCAUCAACCCUUAUUUACUUCGGAGAAUGAAGAAUGAUGUAAGAAAUCACUUAUCACUGCCAGAUAAAAAUGAACAGGUAUUGUUCUGCAGUUUAACAGAAGAACAGAGAAAUGCUUAUCAUGAAUACCUCAAUGGUGAUCAAGUUAAAUGGAUUAUGGGAGGAAGAAUGAAGGUUUUUGUGGGACUAAUUAAUCUGCGGAAGAUUUGUAAUCACCCAGAUUUGUACACUGGGGGACCUCGUACCUAUGAUGGUUUUGAAUCUGGAUUACAGCCUGAAUUGAAGUAUGGUUGGUGGGGUCGAUCUGGCAAGAUGCACGUCCUUCAAUCAAUAUUACGGCUGUGGUCAAAACAAGGGCACCGCGUGCUUCUUUUUACACAGUCACGGCAGAUGAUGUGUAUCCUUGAAAAGUUCCUUAUAGAUGAAGGCCAUUCUUAUUUAAAAAUGGAUGGCACCACCACUGUGUCAUCACGCCAACCAUUAAUUGACAAGUUCAAUGGGGACACUUCAUACUUUGUCUUCCUUUUGACAACCCGUGUUGGAGGACUAGGUGUGAACUUGACAGGAGCAGACAGAGUUGUAAUAUUUGACCCAGACUGGAAUCCAUCCACAGACUCACAGGCAAGGGAACGUGCCUGGAGAAUUGGGCAGAUGCGCCAUGUUACAAUUUAUAGAUUACUCACAUCUGGAACCAUUGAAGAGAAGAUUUAUCAUAGGCAGAUUUUCAAGCAGUUUUUAACCAAUCGUGUGCUAAAAGACCCAAAACAGCAACGUUUUUUCAAGACCAACGACUUGUAUGAGCUUUUCACUUUGAAUGAAGGUGAGAAAGAGAAAACAGAAUCUUCAGCCAUAUUUGCAGGAACAAAUUCAGAAAUAAAGGUAGAUGUAAAUGAUGAUAACCAGGAUAGUGAUGAAGAAAUAAGUAGGAUUUCCAAAGCUACCAAUAAGCAGUUGAAGAAAAGUGAUAGAUAUAUCAAAAAAGGGCAUUAUGAUAAAUCUAGUAACCAAAUACCUGCCAAAAAAGAGAAGCCUAGGAAAGUAAGCAAUAAAGAUGAGAACAAACAAUCAGACUGUAGUUUGAACACAAAUCUUAAAGUACAGGAAGAUGCAGAUCUGAAAGAAAGAAUGAGGAACCUUGCGAAGAAAAUUAGCUUGAACAUUGCAAAGAAAACUUUGCCAGUGGAGAAAAAUACAGGUUCCCCUGAGAGAUGUGACAGACUCAAAGAUCAUCCCCAAGGUUAUGAAAUUGGUAAAAGUAACAAAUCAGAAGAAAAUAGACAGGAUAUCCUAACUCAGGAUGUUAUUGAUAUAAAAAAUGAAGUAGAUGAGGAACACAUGGAAAUAAAAACUGAAAUAGAAGAGGAACAAAUGGAUAUAAAAACUGAAAUAGGCGAAGAAUGGACGGAUAUUAAAACUGAUAAAGGUGAUGGGUCCAUGGAUAUGAAAGCUGGAAUACAUGAAGAACACAUGGAAAAAAUUGAAAUAGUUGAACAUGACAUAAAAGUUGAACAUGAAGAUCCAAGUGAAGUUGAACAUGAAGAUUCAAGUGGCAAAAGUGAUCCUUCCAAUGCUUUUUCUGUGACACAAGAAGAAAUUGGUCUUAAAUUGCCUCAUCUUGCCGAAGAUAUGGAAAAUAUAUUUGUGGAGCACAAGUCUAAUGUAUCUGAAUACCAGUCCGUCAGCAGUUUUGAGCUUAAUAAAGAAACAGGAAAUGGCAAAAAUUCUGAUUGUGGAAACUGUAGCCAACUGGAGGAUAAAUUGUCAGAGGGGCAUAGAAAAAAGCACAAAAAGAAAGAUAAGCACAAGGAAAGAGAAAAACUCAAAGACAGAGAUAAGAAAAAGCAUUCUCAUAAGAAAGGUAAAAAGAUUGAUGGAGAGAGAAUAGAUUAUCUUGUAAAGAAACGGAUAUACCGUAAAACAGAAGAGGAGGAGGCAGCAGAAAAAGAAAAUGCCAAAUCCCAAGAUGAAUACGUUCUAACAAAGCUCUUUAAGAAAUCAGGGGUUCACACAGCCCUUAGUCAUGAUUCAAUUUUAAGCAACAAUGAUCCAGAUUAUCUUCUUAUGGAAGGUGAAGCUGAGAGAGUAGCCAAAGAAGCACUGAAGGCUGUAAGAGCAUCUCGUGCUAGGUGUAGUAGACCUUGGAAAUCCCAUAAUGAAACUUCAGACCCAAAGAAAAGUAAACACAAGUUUGGAGGUAAGAAGAGUAGAGUGUUUGCUGAUUCCGUUGAUAGAGAAGUAAAGAAAGACGAAAUAAAAUCAAAGAAAGAGAAAGAACGUAUGUUCGAUGGAGGCUUGGAGGAUGAAGAUUCAGACAACCCUUCAGAGAUGGAUUUUAUUCCCAAAAAGAAAAUUGGAAAUAAAACUUCCAAUGGCCUGUCAUCUGCACAAUUGCUUUCUCGUAUUCACCAGAGGAACAAAACUGUUGCAUCCACAGAGUUAACAAAUGAUGAGCCAGAUGAAGAUUAUGAUCCUGAUUACCCUUCCACUGCUGUAUCAUUAGAAGCAGAACCUGAAGAAGUUGAAGAAGAAAUUCAGGAAAAUAUAGACUUACUGACAGAUAUACGGAACUUUGUUGCAUUUCAGGCAGAAGUAGACGGCAGUGCAUCUACCCAAGAGAUUAUCAACAGAUUCCGUGCUAGACUGCCACCAUCACAGACUCCAUUCUUCAAGGCUCUUUUGACCAAAAUUUGCGAUUUCCAUAGAAAAUCAUCAGGUGAGGGAAUUUGGUCUUUGAAGGAAGAAUUUAGAUGAAGCAGUAUUAUAAUGAUGCAUAUUGUAAUUUAAUAUUUGUAGUUGUAUAUAUCAUAUUUUUUGUAUAAUGUAUAUAGUCCUGAGUUUUUUAUUUACACAAUUAUCCAUAGUUAUCUGUCUGUAAAUAUGUAUUUUGAUUUAUAAUUUACAUUAAAAGUUUUUAGUAAAA
Messenger RNA from Macrobrachium nipponense, 5522 nucleotides. RefSeq names its product DNA excision repair protein ERCC-6-like. Bases 158 to 5353 code for a protein of 1731 amino acids. Lineage: Eukaryota; Metazoa; Arthropoda; Malacostraca; Decapoda; Palaemonidae. Gene Ontology annotation, cellular component: nucleus. The record is from RefSeq and is a predicted model, not a curated record. Gene Ontology annotation, molecular function: ATP binding; ATP-dependent chromatin remodeler activity. The transcript has 14 exons. Gene Ontology annotation, biological process: transcription-coupled nucleotide-excision repair.